Physcomitrium patens is the source of this 2044-nucleotide messenger RNA. RefSeq lists its product as uncharacterized. NCBI's taxonomy places the organism in Eukaryota, Viridiplantae, Streptophyta, Bryopsida, Funariales, Funariaceae. Gene Ontology annotation, molecular function: protein tyrosine/serine/threonine phosphatase activity. Gene Ontology annotation, biological process: protein dephosphorylation. The record is from RefSeq and is a predicted model, not a curated record.
ACAUAGACCUCCACAUCCAUCGCACUUCUUCUCACGCCCUUCCCUCUCCCUCUCCCUCCUCGUUCUGCACUUUCCUGUCCAACCGAUCGCUUCAGGAUUGCGCUUCGAAAUCCCACACAAGACCCACUCAACGUCCCCAGGUGGGCAAUCCUUGAGUUGUCGGUUUGAGUGGACUGGAACUUUCGCGUUUGGAAUUAAACAUAGAUUUCUCAUGUACUUUUCCCUUGGAUCUUCCUGACUGUUGUAGAAUUGACAGAGAACUGGUCGUUUCCACCCCUUAUACUGUUAUGAAAAAACAGAAAAAGAUACAGAAAAAGUGUACAUGACGUUUCAAGUUAAGAAAUCGUUCACUUGAAGGGAACGUCGAUUUUUCUCCACCGUCUGCCUCUAUAUAACUCCCAUCAGCAUCUGUGCGAGAAGACACACGACAUAGCUUCUUCUAUAUAGAAAUAGGGAGAGUGAACAGAGAAUAGAAGGCAGAACCCAGAAGUUGUCGCCACAGUGCGAGAGUAGACAACUGAUACAAGAUGAAGAAAGUUCGCGACAGACUGUAUAUAGGAAACAUUAAGGAUGCCGCCGAAGUUUUGACAUCAGCUCAUCCUCCUGUGACGCACAUGUUAUCUCUGAUUACGCCCAACAUGGACCCGCUGGAGUUCAAGAAGCCCACCUCAGACGAAGACAGCCCUAGAAUUCUCAAUGUCGCAAACGUCGAACUUGACAAGCUCGUGAAGAAAAUUGUUCCCAUCCGUGACAUCGAAUCACAGAACUUGUUGGAUCACCUCGAGGGUUGCCUCGACUUUAUUGAGCAGGGCAGGGAUAAUGGCAGUAUUCUGGUUCAUUGCGUUGCAGGAGUCUCUCGUAGUGCGGCUGUCAUCACUGCAUACCUGAUGCGAUUGGAUAGACUUUCAUUGGAUGAAGCACUAGCAUCCUUGCAGCAAGUGAGCAGUAAAGUCUACCCAAAUUGUGGGUUUAUGCAACAGCUACAACUCUUCGAAGAAAUGGGCUACGUUGUCGAUAGGAAAAAUCUGUCUUUCAAGAGGUUUCACCUUGAAAAUCUUGGAGAAGCUUUUUGGAGGGGGGAGAAAAUCGAAAAUCCUCGUUAUGCUGCCGAUCCUGGGGUCAGUGCAAAUGAGUUUGAGGAAGAUGUUGGGGUUUCUUCCUCACAGGUCAGUGCGCUAUACUCUUGCAAAAAGUGCAAGCGAGUGGUGGCGUGUCAAGAGAAUGUGAUCUCUCAUGGACCCGCUUCUGGUGAGAGCCCUUCAAGGUGGAGACGGCGAGGUGCCCGACGUUGGGGUGGAGACCAUGAUGACCCAGCUUGUACAUCCAUUUUUGUUGAGCCCAUGCAGUGGAUGAAUCUAGGUCAAGAUGGAGAUGGAGUAUACGAAGGGAAACUUCAAUGUUUGAAUUGUGAGUCACGGUUGGGAAACUUCAACUGGGCAGGUAUUCCUUGCAGCUGCGGCAAACAUGUCAAGCCAGCUUUUCAACUGCACAAGUGCAACAUAGAUUCGUCCCUUACGGCGGUCGAGGCGGACGCAUCUGAUUCCGAACCAAUGCGAUACUCAUAUUCCUCUGAUUCCAGUAGUUUUACUGCAACUCGACACUGUGGCCACCUGUUGGUUUAAGAAGGAAUGGUAUAAGGUUUUCGUCAAGUGGGAUCAAGGACCAAGAAGGGAUCUAGAGGUUCAUUAAUCAUAUUGGCGGCGUGAAAUUUAAAAAAAAAAAAAGAAAAAAGAAAGAAAAGAGAACUGAAACCUUUGCACCUGGUUCACGAGAGAAAACAACUGUAUUUUUUUUUUACUCCUAGCCACUGAAUGUCAAGGAGUCCUGACUCAGACGGCUUGGAAGUAUGUGCGUGAGAGUCGUGAGUGUGAAUUAUUGUUUUGGCCAACAUCGUCAAUUUGCACAAAAAAAUGUAUUUGGUGUAAAGGUAACCUUGCAGAUUCCCCGGGGCUAAUAGCUGUUGUACAAAAUGAUUCUCAAGUUUUGAUAAUAUAUUUCCAAGCUUGCCAAUAAGUGUACAAGCUUGUGUUUUUUAUUUGGAGAA